This is a messenger RNA of Elephantulus edwardii (Cape elephant shrew), 1016 nucleotides long. It is a transcript of the gene VPS29, whose product is annotated as vacuolar protein sorting 29 homolog (S. cerevisiae). NCBI's taxonomy places the organism in Eukaryota, Metazoa, Chordata, Mammalia, Macroscelidea, Macroscelididae. The record is from RefSeq and is a predicted model, not a curated record. Bases 93 to 653 code for a protein of 186 amino acids. The transcript has 5 exons. Gene Ontology annotation, cellular component: endosome; retromer complex. Gene Ontology annotation, biological process: intracellular protein transport; retrograde transport, endosome to Golgi.
AUUGGUUGCAGGUGGGCGGUGGGCGGAGCGCUGCAGAGACUGAGGAAGAGGGUGGCGGCGGCGGCGGAGACUGACCGGAGCCCAGUGACAGGAUGGCUGGGCACAGAUUGGUGUUGGUGUUAGGAGAUCUGCACAUCCCACACCGCUGCAACAGCCUGCCAGCUAAAUUCAAAAAGCUGCUGGUGCCUGGAAAGAUCCAGCACAUCCUUUGCACUGGAAACCUUUGCACCAAAGAAAGCUACGACUAUCUCAAGACUCUGGCUGGCGAUGUUCACAUUGUGAGAGGAGACUUCGAUGAGAAUCUAAAUUAUCCAGAACAGAAGGUUGUAACUGUGGGACAGUUCAAAAUCGGUUUGAUCCAUGGCCAUCAAGUUAUCCCCUGGGGAGAUAUGGCCAGCUUAGCCCUGUUGCAGAGGCAGUUUGAUGUGGACAUUCUUAUCUCGGGACACACGCACAAAUUCGAAGCAUUUGAGCAUGAAAAUAAAUUCUACAUUAACCCAGGUUCUGCCACUGGAGCAUAUAAUGCCUUGGAAACAAACAUUAUUCCUUCGUUUGUGUUGAUGGAUAUCCAGGCUUCUACUGUUGUCACUUAUGUGUACCAGCUAAUUGGAGAUGAUGUGAAAGUAGAACGAAUCGAGUACAAAAAGUCUUAAAGCUAGGCCUGUCUUGAUUUUUGUUUUAUUUUUUCAUUCCCAUUUAAAUCAAGUAACUAAACACUGAAAGCCACAAAUUGUAUCAUUUUUUUUCUAUUUUACAGUAGAAUGUAUCUUCCCUGUUAAUACUUAAUUGCUGUAAGCUGCUUACAAACUAUGAGAAUUCAUAUUUAGUUUACAGUAUGUGAUUUCUAUGAAAAAAACGUCCACCAGCUAGUAAAUGAUCAGUGUUAAGAAAAAUGCUGGUAAAUAGUGAAGUUGGUAUCUGGAACUCUAUUACAAAAGAAGUGCAUGAAGAGAAAGAGACAAGAAUUCCUUGUGUAUGCUUUUAUCCAUUCAGAAAUAAACUUUUCUCUUCCAUUU